This is a messenger RNA of Mauremys mutica (yellowpond turtle), 2603 nucleotides long. Its product is annotated as tetratricopeptide repeat protein 38-like. The transcript is spliced from 14 exons. The coding region runs from base 401 to 1801 and encodes 466 amino acids. Gene Ontology annotation, molecular function: protein binding. The record is from RefSeq and is a predicted model, not a curated record. Lineage: Eukaryota; Metazoa; Chordata; Testudines; Geoemydidae.
UGGGGAGCAGCAGCGGCGGCGGCAUGGUGGUGGCGGCGGGGCCAAGGGGAGAGCCCUGGCCCGGGAACGGACAUCUCCCAACGGCUCCAACUGCCACCGAGCAGCCGCUGCGCCGCCCGGAAUCCCCCGCUGCGCCCCCCGGUGCGGGCCUGUCCCCGCCCCCCGCGUUUCAUGCGGCGCCCAAAUUCCUCCCUUCCCCGAUCUGGGGCUCAGGGCCGGGCUGGGCCGGGCUCUCCCGCAGCCGGCUGGCGGCGAUGCGCCCCGGCCCCAGGGGCCGCUGCCCGCUCAGCAGAGCCCGAGCCGCCCAUGCCCGGCCCCGCCUGGCCCGGGGAGGUGUCUCCCUGCGGGGGGCGGGCCCGGCCCAGUCCCGCAGCCCGAGGGCAGAGAAGGGGCCGGGAACAUGGUGCCGCUGAGAGACUGCAAGGCUUGGCAGGAUACUGGACUUGUCCUAUCCACCACUAGUAAUGAGGCCUGCAAAAUGUUUGAUGCUACACUGACUCAGUAUGUCACAUGGACCAAUGAUAAGAGUCUAGGAGGCAUUGAAGGAUCUCUCUCCAAGUUACUAGCAGCAGAUCCAACUUUUACAAUGGGACACGUGAUUGCUAAUGGCUUGGUUCUGAUUGGCACUGGAACUUCAGUGAGGUUAGACAAAAAGCUGGACAGUGCGAUGAAAAAGAUGGUGGCACUUUCAGAAUCGCAGCCCCUGACUGAGAGGGAGAAGCUACAUGUUUCUGCACUCGACAUGUUUGCCAGUGGGCGUUUUCCCAAAGCUUGUGAUGUGUGGGAUCAAAUUCUACGGGACCAUCCAACUGACAUACUAGCACUCAAAUUUGCCCAGGCCACUUACUUUUACAUGGGAUGUCAAACACAGAUGCGAGACUCUGUUGCCCGUGUUUAUCCUUACUGGACACCUGAUAUUCCUCUUAGUAGCUAUGUGAAAGGCAUAUACUCCUUUGGACUGAUGGAAACUAAUUAUUUUGAUCGUGCUGAAAAGCUUGCCAAUGAGGCCUUAGCUAUAAACCAGUCAGAUGCAUGGUCUGUCCAUACCAUAGCACACAUAAAUGAAAUGAAAGCAGACCUGAAGAAUGGGUUGACAUUUAUGAAGCAAACUGAAAACAACUGGAAGGACUGUGACAUGCUUGCUUGCCAUAAUUACUGGCACUGGGCUUUGUAUUUCAUUGGAAAGGGUGACUAUGAGGCUGCUUUGACAAUUUAUGACAAUCAUAUUGCUCCUGCAUGCCUGUCAAGCAGAAGUAUGUUAGCUGUGCUAGAUAACUGCUCCAUGCUGUACCGGCUUCAGUUGGAAGGUGUAAAGGUGGGAGACAGAUGGAACAAUGUUAUCCCUCUUGCAAAGAAGCACACCAAAGAUCAUGUUUGGCUUUUCAAUGAUGUCCACAUUCUCAUGUCUUUGCUCGGGGUCAAAGACCACAAAACCACCAAUGAGCUCUUAACAACUCUUCAGGAACUUGCCAAAGCACCUGGUGAAGACCAUGAGCUGGGUCUGGCUCCAAAAUUGGGGUUGCCACUUUGCCAGGCUUUGGUAGAGUUUGACAAUGGAAAUUAUGACAAGACAGUAGAAUUACUUUAUCCAAUUCGCUAUGAACUCCUGCAGAUAGGAGGCAGCAAUGCUCAGAGAGAUGUUUUCAGCCAGCUAUUGAUUCAUGCUGCUUUAAAUUGUAAAUCAAAAGCCUAUCAAAAACUGGCUAGAUGCCUCCUGUCAGAACGUGAUGGGUUGAUACCAAAUUCACCAUUGACUGAGCGACUUAUUCGGAAAGUAUCAGCUGUUCAUGCGAUGGGAUGAAUCUUAAAUCUGUUAUUCCAGUGGAAAUAAUAAUUAGCACUGUAAUGAGUCUCUUUCUAUGGCAUUAAAGGAAUCAAAAUAGGGAAAAUCCUGCAUCAUCAGCCAUUCCAGAUCUUCUAAAUAUCUGAGCUUUGGGAAGCUUCUUUUGGUGAUUCAGCAUCAUUGCUUGAGCUUCUGACACACCUCUGAUUCUUGGAAGAUUGUAGCCUAGCUGUGCCUAGCAGGGUGACAGUAGCAAAUGAAAUAGUGUAGGGAUAUUAAAGAAGGUACUAACAGCGAUUCCCCCAAGUGACAGUGACCCCCCAGUUUCACCAAGUACAAAAAUCUUUUAGUUCUUCUGUUAAAACUUGUAAGCUCCUGUCUGGAGAAACCACUGAUUGUAUCUGUCUUGUGAAAGAUACUCUAUUACUAUGUAAAACUUACAAAUAAGUUAAUUGACUUUGUUCUUGAAGUAAACACUAUGUUACCUGUAAUUGGUACAAUGUAAACAAACGCUAUAAGCCAUUAAGUGACUUUCACUUCAUUGUAACAGCCACGGCUCCUAGGCACACACCCCAAAAGUGGUGGAGACAGAAAAAUUAAAAUAUGGUUAAGAUAUGGAAUGUAUGUUGAUGAAUGCUUGAUGUACAUGAAUGGUUAGGGAGGUGCCAGCCUAGAAAGGGAGUAUCCAUCGGCCAAAGAAUGUGUCAAGUGGACCACCAGACAACCCCCAGAGGGUAAACUGGGAUCCACCCCAACACCUGGAAGGAUGAGAAACACAAACUUUGGACAGUGUGGAGCCACCAAGAAUGUGCCACUUUAG